AGGCAUAUCCUUGGUUGCAUUGUUUGGGGUCCUCCUUGAAAGCGCCAGUCCCUCGGACUGUCUUAGCGAAAUCAGCAUCAUAUAUAAAACUAUAAUAAUUAUAAUAAUAUUUUUUGAUAAGCGCCUGACCCCUACGCUGCUCAGAAAUGAACCUAGAACUGCUCGAAUCGUUUGGGCAGAAUUACCCAGAGGAGGCAGAUGGCACCCUCGACUGUAUCAGUAUGGCCCUCACCUGCACCUUCAACCGCUGGGGCACUCUGCUGGCCGUUGGGUGCAAUGAUGGUCGCAUUGUCAUUUGGGAUUUUCUAACACGGGGCAUCGCCAAAAUUAUAAGCGCACAUAUUCACCCAGUCUGCUCUUUAUGCUGGAGUCGUGAUGGCCACAAACUAGUGAGUGCUUCCACAGACAACAUCGUGUCACAGUGGGAUGUUCUGACUGGAGACUGUGAUCAGAGAUUCCGCUUUCCCUCACCGAUCCUGAAAUUGCAGUGUCACCCCAGAGACAUGGACAAGGUUCUUGUAUGUCCUAUGAAGUCGGCACCAGUCCUGCUGACUCUGUCAGACUCCAAACAUGUUGUUCUUCCUGUUGACGAUGACUCAGACCUGAAUGUUGUUGCAGCCUUUGACAGACGGGGCGAGUACAUCUACACAGGGAAUGCUAAAGGAAAGAUCCUCGUCUUGAACACAAACACCCAGGAAUUGGUGGCAUCAUUCAGAGUGACCACUGGCACCAGUAACACCACUGCAAUUAAAUCCAUUGAAUUUGCUCGCAAGGGCAGUUGCUUCCUCAUAAACACAGCUGACCGCAUCAUCAGAGUGUAUGAUGGAAGGGAGAUACUGACAUGUGGCAGAGAUGGUGAACCUGAACCAAUGCAGAAACUACAGGAUUUGGUCAACCGGACUCCAUGGAAACGCUGCUGUUUUUCAGGGGAUGGUGAGUACAUUGUGGCAGGUUCAGCAAGGCAGCACGCCCUCUACAUCUGGGAGAAGAGUAUUGGCAACUUAGUAAAGAUUCUCCAUGGAACCAGAGGAGAGCUGCUUCUGGAUGUUGCUUGGCAUCCUGUCAGACCAAUUAUUGCUUCGAUCUCUAGUGGAGUGGUGUCUAUCUGGGCACAGAACCAAGUGGAAAACUGGAGUGCUUUUGCCCCAGACUUCAAAGAACUGGAUGAAAACGUGGAGUAUGAGGAGCGAGAGUCAGAGUUUGACAUAGAGGAUGAAGACAAGAGUGAACCCGAGCAGACAGGUGGUGAUGCAGCAGAGGAUGAAGAGGUGGAUGUGACCACUGUAGACCCUAUAGUUGCUUUUUGCAGCAGUGAUGAAGAACUUGAAGACUACAAGGCACUGCUGUAUCUGCCCAUCGCCCCCGAAGUUGAAGAUCCAGAGGAAAACCCAUACGGCCCCCCACCUGACUCCUCCGUCCAGGCUUCUGGUCCAGAUGAUACCUUAGCUGGAGGUGACAGUAAGAAACAGCGGCAGCCUUCAUCUGAGGGAGGCCCAGCUAAAAAGAAGGCUCGCACCACCACCAUUGAAUUGCAAGGGGUGCCCUGUGAUGAGGUGCACCCCCUGCUGGGCGUAAAAGGGGACGGCAAAUCUAAGAAGAAGGCAGCAGGUCGCCCCAAAGGUUCCAAAGGUAAAGACAAAGACUUCCCCUUCAGGCCCAAGCCUUACAGGGGGGAACGGCCUACCUUCCCUGUGGAAGCCCUGGGCAGCUCUGGCCCAGGAGUUGGAGGAGGAGGAGGAGUGGGGAUGAAGGGCAGGGCAGAGGGGGGCCUGGCUACAGGGAGCAUGGUCUCACAGUCGUACAAACAGCAUGACAUUGGAGGGAUGGACUGAUGUCAGCGCUGGCGGCUUUAGACAAAGAGACAUAAAUCCUGAUCUCAUGUACAGACUGAAGGAGCAGCCUUCGUGGAGCACAGACUAUUUCAGGGGGAAAGUCCUGAGCAUGGAUUACAAAGAAGAGCUGAUAAAAAAAAAAAGAGCGCGACCCUUCACAGGAUAUAUGACAUGUCCCUGUCUUUGUAGAAUUUGUGUAGGGUAUGACUGAGUUUGAUGUUGUGCGUGGAUGUUUGGUUUCUUGUUUUUUAUACUUAUUAAAAGUGUUCUGAUUUAUAAGA
Messenger RNA from Cynoglossus semilaevis (tongue sole), 2113 nucleotides. It is a transcript of the gene rbbp5, whose product is annotated as retinoblastoma binding protein 5. Gene Ontology annotation, cellular component: Set1C/COMPASS complex. Bases 147 to 1832 code for a protein of 561 amino acids. Gene Ontology annotation, molecular function: protein binding. The record is from RefSeq and is a predicted model, not a curated record. The transcript is spliced from 14 exons. NCBI's taxonomy places the organism in Eukaryota, Metazoa, Chordata, Actinopteri, Pleuronectiformes, Cynoglossidae.